UCGAUAUUGUAUGCAAAAAAGAAAAUUUGGUCUGCUCUGACGGUCUGACGUGGAAGAGUUGAAAGAAAAUUUGUUUUUUCAAUACAGAAAGAAAUAAAUAUACUUUCUUAAGCCUGUUUGCAUCAUAAAUUGUUGGAAAUUGUUGCGUGUCCAUUGUCAGAUAAAUAAAAGUCAUAAAAGUGUAGCCAAAAAGUCCACGAAAUAAUAAAUAAGGGCAGAAAAAGAGUCAUUGCAACUGAGGUGUUUUGGUGUUUACGUGUUAUACUGUGUGAAUCCAGAGAACGAACGACGAAACGAGGAUCAACGGGCAAAAGUGAAGAAAAAAUAUUGAAGUUUUCGGUUUAUCGAAGAAAUAAAGUGAAAAGUUUAUGCUGUUGAGAAAAUUGUGGAAAAAAUAUUAAUUAGAAUAUUGAAAAAAUGAUGAACCCUAAUGCAUAUUGUCCUCCGCCAACAAUGCAACCACCACCGCAGCAAAUGAUGCCACCUCCUGGUGGUGUACCUACUCAGCAGCAAUAUCCCCCAACCGGCUGGCCCGCUCAACAACCUGGCCCUCCCUCAUCAAUGCCUGGUCAAAUGCCACCACCUAUGCAACAAGCAGGUCCUCCUCAACAGCAGCAACCGCCUCAACCCAAUAUUAUGAAUGGAAAUUAUCAACAGCAGUUAACACAAUCGAUGGGCAGCAUGAAUUUGAAUCCUAACAAGCAAACACCUGGCCCACAAGCAUUCAACAACGCAAACAUGCCACCACCCCCAUCAAUGGGAGGGCCAGUACCACCCCAGCAACAAACCCUAACAAAUGGACCACCUCCAAUGGGCGGCGGUGCUCCACCUACAUCUAUGGCCCCGACCACAAACAAUAAUAAUAAUUUUCCAUCGUAUCCCAAUGGACCAUCAUCUCGGCCACCGACAGCUGGUACACCAGGUCUUCAACAGGGACAAAUUGGUCAAAAUCUUCCACCAGCUCAAAACAUUCCUGGUCCUGGCAAUCAAAUGACUGUAAAUAGUGCAAACUUGCCGGGUUUGCCACAUAUGCCACCACCACAACAGCAGCAGCAACAACAACAAACUCAAAAACCUGUGCAAUCGAUGCCACCAAUGCCAGGUCAACAACAAGGCAAUCAGGGUUAUCCCGGUGGACAAUCCCAAAUGCCACCUAGGCCUGGACAACCACCAAUGCCGGGUCAACAACAAUCUGGUAUGCCUCCCAUGCCUGGCCAACAACAAUCUGGUAUGCCUCCCAUGCCUGGCCAACAACAACCUGGUAUGCCACCCAUGCCGGGUCAACAACAACCCGGUAUGCCUCCCAUGCCUGGUCAACAACAACCCGGUAUGCCUCCCAUGCCUGGACAGCAACAACCUGGUAUGCCUCCCAUGCCUGGCCAACAACAACCCGGUAUGCCACCCAUGCCUGGCCAACAACAACCCGGUAUGCCACCCAUGCCUGGUCAACAACAACCCGGUAUGCCUCCCAUGCCCGGCCAACAACAACCCGGUAUGCCUCCUAUGCCAGGUCAACAGUCAUUUGGUAUGCCACCCAUGCCUGGCCAACAGCAAGCAGCAUAUCCUGGCCAACAGCCAGGUGGAAUACCUGGAUAUCCAUCCCAACAACCUGGGCAACCACCAAUGCCAGGUCAACCUCCCAUGCCAGGUGGCUAUCCCGGCCAACAACCGAUGCCAGGAAGACCCGGUUUUAAUCAACCAGCCGGUGGUAUGUAUCAACAGCCACAACAACAAUUCCAACAACAAAGACGUCUCGAUCCCGAUCAAAUGCCAAAUCCCAUACAAGUUAUGACUGAAAAUCAACGUAAUGCUGGCGGUGCUUUUGUUACCAAUCAAGCUGGUCUAUUGCCACCAUUGGUGACCACCAAAUAUGUGGUCCAAGAUCAAGGCAAUUCAUCACCAAGAUUUAUAAGAUCAUCGCUCUAUUGUGUCCCGGCCACAGCGGAUACGCUAAAAACUACUGCUCUUCCGUUUUCAUUGAUAGUAUCACCCUUUGCUCGCAUUGCCGAGGGUGAAUACGAACCGCCAAUUGUUGAUUUUGGUGCUUUGGGGCCAAUACGUUGUAAUCGUUGCAAAGCCUACAUGUCGCCCAAUAUGCAGUUUGUCGAUGCUGGACGUCGUUUCCAAUGCUUAAUGUGUAAAGUUAGCACUGAAGUACCAACGGAAUAUUUCCAACAUUUGGAUCAUACUGGCCAGCGUGUUGAUAAGUAUGAGCGGCCUGAAUUGGUUUUGGGCACCUAUGAAUUUUUGGCUACCAAGGAUUAUUGUAGAAAUAAUACUCCCCCGGAAAUUCCAGCAUUUAUCUUUGUCAUUGAUGUUUCGUAUAAUACCAUCAAAUCUGGAUUGGUCCAUCUAUUGUGUUCCCAAAUCAAGAAUAUAUUGAAAAAUCUACCCAUUGAUCAGGGUCAAGAUAAAUCGAAAAUGCGUGUAGGUUUCAUAACCUACAAUAGCACUGUUCAUUUCUACAACAUCAAGAGCAGUUUGGCCCAGCCACAAAUGAUGGUGGUUGGUGAUGUACAUGACAUGUUCAUGCCUUUGUUGGAUGGCUUCUUGUGUAACCCCGAAGAAUCGGAAGCUGUCAUUGAUGCUUUAAUGGAACAAAUUCCCAAAAUGUUUGUCGACACCAAGGAAACCGAAACAAUAUUAUAUCCAGCCAUCCAGGCGGGUCUGGAAGCCUUGAAGGCAUCUAAUUGUGCUGGCAAACUAUUGGUGUUCAAUUCCACAUUGCCAAUUGCAGAAGCACCGGGAAAACUAAAGAAUCGUGAUGACCGUAAACUUUUGGGAACAGAAAAAGAGAAAACCGUUCUCAUACCCCAAUGUCAGUCGUACAAUAAUCUGGGACAGGAGUGUGUGCAAAAUGGUUGUUCAGUGGAUUUGUUCUUGUUUAAUAAUUCAUACAUUGACAUUGCAACAAUUGGACAGGUGGCCCGAUUGACGGGUGGUGAAGUUUAUAAAUACACAUAUUUCCAGGCUGACAUUGAUGGCAAGCGUUUAAUUGAAGAUGUUAUUAAGAACGUGUCCCGACCAAUUGCCUUUGAUGCUGUUAUGCGUGUACGUACUUCGGCUGGUGUUAGGGCCACCGAUUUCUAUGGUCACUUCUUUAUGACAAAUACAACGGAUGUGGAGUUGGCCAGUGUCGAUUGCAACAAGUCAAUUGCCAUUGAAAUCAAGCAUGAUGAUAAGUUGCCGCCCGAGGAAAAUGUGUAUCUACAGAUUGCUCUUCUCUAUACAUCCUGCAGUGGCCAACGACGUUUGCGUAUUCUCAACUUGGGCCUUAAAGCUACCACCACAAUUGCCGAAGUCUUUAAGAGUUGUGAUCUAGAUGCCAUCAUGUUGUUCUUUGCCAAGCAAGCAUGUUUCAAACUCAUGGAACUUACACCGAAGGCUGUCAAAGAUAAUCUCAUUCAUCGCUCUGCUCAGAUUUUGGCAUGUUAUCGUAAACAUUGUACCACACCAUCGUCGGCUGGCCAGCUUAUAUUGCCGGAAUGUUUGAAACUAUUGCCUCUAUAUGUUUCAUGUUUGCUCAAGAACGAUGCAAUUUCGGGUGGUUCCGACAUGACCUUGGACGAUCGUUCAUAUGUCAUUCAAUUUGUAUUGUCAAUGGAUUUGAAUACAUCCGUGUCGUAUUUGUAUCCAAGAUUUAUACCCAUACACAAUGUGGAUCCCGACGAUACAGAUUUGCCCAUGUCAAUUCGUUGUACACAUGAAAAAAUGGCCCCCGAUGGUGCUUAUAUUUUGGAGAAUGGUGUACAUUUCUUUGUCUGGUUGGGUCAAUCGUUGCCCCAGACAUUCAUACAGCCCUUGUUCGGUGUACAGUGUACACAACAGGUUAAUGCUGAACGUUUUGCAAUUACAGGAGAUACACCACUGGCGAAAAGAGUUACCAAUAUUAUUGAGAGGAUUAUGGGAGAUCGUACACGUUAUAUGAGGGUUACAUGCGUUCGUCAAAACGACAAACUGGAAAGUGUAUUCAGGCAUUUCCUAAUAGAAGAUCGUGGCACUGAUGGCUCCGCCAGCUAUGUGGAUUUCUUAUGUCAUAUGCAUAAGGAGAUUAAAGAAUUAUUAAGUUAGCCCUUAGGUUUAAAAAGUAAUGCAACGACUGCGGCCUCUGUGACAUGCCGCAGCUAUUCACAGAAUCGUGCUCGUCUAUCGCGUAUAGCGCGUUCCAGGCGAUGGUAAAGGAAGUUAAAUAAACAAAAAGCAUAAUUUUCAUUUUAAAUUUACAAAACCAACAAAAGAAAACAAAACGUUACGUUAUAUGGUAAUCAAAAUAACACCAACAGCAACAACAACAUUACAUAUUACAAUAAACCGAAAGAAAAACACCAGAACAAGGUUUCUUUUUGUUUCCGAUGCAAUGCAAUUCAAUUGUUAAAAAUCCAACACGUUUCGAUAAUUAUAUAUUUUCCUUUUAUAUUAUUCUAUAAUUGUUUAUUUGCAUUUCUUUCUUCAUUGUGUGCGUGUGUAUGGUCGUAUGCGUGUGAUUGAUCACGACAUGAAGAAACGAAGUAACGAAAAGUAUAUUUAAAAAUACAUUCGCUUUAUCUUAGAUAUUUUUUUGUUUGCAUAAAAUAUACACAACAAUUCAUAAUUA
This is a messenger RNA of Musca domestica (house fly), 4594 nucleotides long. RefSeq names its product protein transport protein Sec24C (gene Sec24CD). The transcript is spliced from 10 exons. Bases 418 to 4071 code for a protein of 1217 amino acids. NCBI's taxonomy places the organism in Eukaryota, Metazoa, Arthropoda, Insecta, Diptera, Muscidae. Gene Ontology annotation, molecular function: SNARE binding; zinc ion binding. Gene Ontology annotation, cellular component: endoplasmic reticulum exit site; COPII vesicle coat. The record is from RefSeq and is a predicted model, not a curated record. Gene Ontology annotation, biological process: intracellular protein transport; COPII-coated vesicle cargo loading; endoplasmic reticulum to Golgi vesicle-mediated transport.